Daucus carota subsp. sativus is the source of this 756-nucleotide messenger RNA. RefSeq names its product transcriptional regulator SUPERMAN. The record is from RefSeq and is a predicted model, not a curated record. Lineage: Eukaryota; Viridiplantae; Streptophyta; Magnoliopsida; Apiales; Apiaceae. The coding region runs from base 1 to 756 and encodes 251 amino acids. The transcript has a single exon.
AUGGAGAGAAACAACAAGUACACAGACAGUAACUUGAAAAAUCAGAGCAUUUUCUGCGGAGCGAUGAAAGACAGCAGCAACAGCAGCAGCAACAACAACAACAACAACAAGGUGUUGAUAAGAGAAUCAUGGAGAGACAUUAGUAGCAUGGGUGAAAGAAGUGUUACACGAGACGAUCUCUUUUCAUGGCCUCCAAGAUCCUACACUUGCAGCUUCUGCAAAAGAGAAUUCAGAUCUGCUCAAGCCCUCGGAGGCCACAUGAAUGUCCAUAGACGAGAUAGAGCAAGGCUGCUCCGACACUCCCCUCCAAGAACUGGUCAGUUCUCUAUCUUGAACCCUAAUCUUGACCCCAACCAAAACCUUAACCCUAACCCUAAUCCUAAACCUCAACCAAAUUUCUCAUCAUCCUCCACUUCAUCCAUACUCUUUCGCCAGCCAUUUACUUCGAAUCUUGCUCCCUCUGUCACAAACAUUUCUAGCCCUUCGUCGACAUCACAAACGAAGAGAUGGGCUCGGAGUACUACUAAAGAUCCUUCGGUGAUAGAUCACUUGAGCAGAAAUAGUGGUGAAAAUAUAUCAAAUAAGAGACACACCAAAGGCUAUUUCGGGGUUGGAAAAUUGGAUGGCUUUUGUAUAGCUGGAAAAGAGAGUGAUAAUGUCAAGAAACCAGAAGUUGUGAGGUUGAACUUGGAGAUUGGGAUAAUUAGUGAUUCCAGUAGUGAUUUAGAUUUGGAACUUCGCCUUGGACACUCUUAG